Messenger RNA from Lachancea mirantina, 657 nucleotides. NCBI's taxonomy places the organism in Eukaryota, Fungi, Ascomycota, Saccharomycetes, Saccharomycetales, Saccharomycetaceae. The record is from the annotation of a GenBank genome assembly.
AUGCUACUAAAUCGAGUGCUAAGGGCCAACAGGAGUUUUCUCCCGGUCCAACGACGUUUCCAGUCCUCUUUUACGUUUUCUAACAACCAGUCAUUGAUGCAGAAGGAACAACCUAAGGACGAGAGAAGGAGAGAGAAAAAGGCCGACACUGAGGCCAAGGAGAGUGGUAACGGGAUCAAAAAUAAGAAAAAGACCCAGGUGGAGUUGGUGGCGAAAAAAAGACGUGAUUAUUCAUGGCUCCCCAAAGCGCCUCCGACGAACCAGUUUAAACCCCUGGACGUACGUACGAGCGUGUUUUAUAGUGGGUACAGACCUGUGUUUUUGGAUGCGGCUGAAAAAAAGGACAGCGGGUCCACCCUUUUCGAUUUCGCCAUGAAACUGGAAGCUUUGGGUGAGCCACUGCCGUGGGUUUCUUCCGCAACGGGAACUGAGUAUUUUGACGAAUGGGACAAAGUCCCCGCGUCGGUGAUCAAGAAACUGCGGCCGUUUGAUCCGCCUAGUACUAUUUCGAACGCACAGCGUGCCGAGUCGCAGCGCGUGUUGCGGCAACAGAGACUGGUGUCCGAGAAACAGAAGCUGACUAACAGAGCCAAGGGCCGUAAAAAGCCUAUCUUGGGCUUGCUCCGGAUGGUCAAAAGUUGGAAAUCGGACUCAUAA